AUGAAUGAUGCUAAGUGCCAGUUUCUGUUUUUCUCCACUCUGCCUGAGCUGCGAAAACUGUGUGCCAUGAAAAUUACAUUGAGUUCUCAUUUGGCAGAAAACGAAAUUAGAACAGCACAAAGGAAGAUGUGCAGGCAGCUCUUGCUUCUGCAUCAAGAUGUCCUUUCUUCACCUGUCCCUGGAACACUGAAUCAAAUUUUAGUAGUUAUGACGAUACUCUGUUACAAAUCAGGAAAGUGUCAAGCCUAUGUAGAGAAACAUGGAGCUACAAUAGGGACACCAGAGAGAGUUAUCCCUGCUGUCUUUCAAACCUGCUUCUCCUAUACGCUUAUAGCCAAGCUCGCUCCUAGUUGGAACCUGGCUGGUCAUCUGUUGAUACAAGGGAAAGAUUUUUUAUCACAACGGGGAAAGCAAAAUGCAGUUGUUAUGGACAUCAAUGUAACUGAGACUCAGAUUUGCAUCAGUGUCGAGGUUUGCACAGUUCGACUACCACCACCUAAGCUGGAAGAUUUUGAUAUUUCAGCAAAUAUCUUAAUGAGAUUUGACAGUGAUAAAAAUGAAAUAAUUAAAAGACACUCUGUUUUAAGUAACUGGUGCUAUGUGUUGCCAAGCAUGAAAAUGGGUCAGAUUAUAAGUAUUAGCCAUGUAAUUCCAUCUGAGUCUCCGUUUCAAUCAUACAGCAGUUUACAGCUGCACUGGGAAAAUCUGUAUGGCUAUAUUCUCCCUAAGGAACCCUUGACAUAUUGCAACAUUUACUUCAAAAUGAUAGGGGAACAAUUAUUUACAUAUCCUUUAUAUCCUUUAAAUUGCAUCAGAAGUCAGCCGGUGCAGUAUUUUCCUCGAAUACAUUUAGAAGGAGCUCUAAAUGCUUUUCUUACUGAUCUGAAGGCUGUACUUCCUCAUGCAUGUGGAUUUCCUCUUAAGAUGACAAGCAAAGCAUUGUAUGCCACCCAAGAUCUUACACGGCCAUCUAUACAGAAAGUAAAUAUAAAACCAGCCAAUCUCACUGGGAAAAGGAAUUGCAAAGUAACUUUGAUUCAAGAGAUUCCAAAGAAAGGUAUCCUUAAUCAUAGUUCAUGUGAUACCAAAAGAAGCCACAAGAUGGUGCUGAAAGUUAACCAGCUGAAAACAGGAUUCUCUUAUCUCCAUUUAUUAGCAGGUGAUGGGAAUAUAGGCAUAAUGGGAAGAAAAUCCCACAGUAGAAAACAGUGGAAAACUUCAAAUGAACCUGCACAACAACUGCACUCAACUGAAUCUUUUAAAAUGUUAAAGCAUUUAUUUGCAGAUUCUCUUAAAAAAGAUUCCACAAGGAUUGUUCCAAUUUUCAAAGGAAAACUGUUGCAGAUGGAAAUGCAAACCACAAAAGCCUUACCUGGAAAGCAUAAACAAACCAUUCCACAAUAUUAUCCAAAUGUAAUGAAAACGAACACAGCUGCUAAAUUGACUGUAUUCAAGCCUAGUUCCUAUCAAAUUAACAAAUCAUUACAUGAUACAACAUAUAAAAAAAUUACAAAUGGAAGUGUUCUUCAGACACAGAUUUGUCAAGCAAAUAUAAAAUGUGCACUAAACGAGAAAAAUGAGAACAAUGGACAACUGUCAACUAAUGGAGCAGGUUUGGAUAGAAAUUCAAGUGAAAUCAAAUCCAGAAAAAUAAACUCUUUGCCAUCCACUAGUGACAGAUUGAUGCAUCAUGCAUCAGUUACUCAACAACAUUUGCACCGACCUGCAAAUCUCAGCUCCAAUAACAAAGGGGAUAGAAAAACUACAAGUCAAAAUAUCCCAAAUAUUGGAUCAAAGAAAACCCUUCCCUGGUUAUCUGUCUCAGAUGUGGAAGUGACAAAUCCCAAAACAUUUCAAAAACAAAGUCCAACUGAAGCAGCAAAAACAAGUACAUACAGAUUAAGCAGUUCAGUGUACAAUAAGGCCAAAAGAGGACGAGAUAAAAAAGCAACAGUAGGACCAUCAAAUCAAGAUACCAUUAAGACAUCCAGUCACCAAUUCGACAACCUACAGGUGCUGAAGAAAAAUGCAUCAUUCCACUGUGAAGAUGUGAAUCUGAGACAGAUUUAUUCAAAGGCUGAAAUCCACUUGAUAUCUGCACCAGACCGAACUGGCAGGAAACACCAGAUAAAGUUUUAUGGGUUGAUGGUAGUUGAAGAAUUAUAA
Molecule: messenger RNA, 2166 nt
Organism: Eublepharis macularius
Lineage: Eukaryota; Metazoa; Chordata; Lepidosauria; Squamata; Eublepharidae
Gene: C7H18orf63
Product: chromosome 7 C18orf63 homolog
Source: RefSeq, a predicted model, not a curated record